AUGAUUUUCGCAGCAAUGCCGUUCAACAAUCCAUCUUUGCAACAAGACGAUCAACUUAAGAAGAAGACAAUGAAGCGAUUAACCUGCCGCAAAUGCGAAGGACAUGGCUUCAUUUCGGUCCUGAAAGGACAUGCGGCUAUAUGUCCAUUCAACGAAUGCAGCUGUGAACCGAAAGGCACCACAAUUACGUAUACGGACGAGUCGUCAGCCAGGGCAUACGUUGUCUCGUCUUCCGCAACGCUAUCCUCAUCAGCUUCUGGGUCGUCUUCACCAUCCUUGCCCAACUCUCCACCUCUUCUACCCACGAAUGUCACUACCCCCCUGCUUCCACCGCUCAAUCAGGACAUUCUGUUGGAAUACCUUCAACAAAUAAUACAAGCCAGACUCUAUUCCGAGCUUCUCAAACAACAAUCAGCUCCAUUCGACCUAGGAAAAUCGAUUGAACCAAUCUCUCCACUUUCUCCACUUCUGGCAAACACUCUGUUUUCCACGAUGCAACAACCACUUCAAUGUUUCUUCCCAGUCGUUUAG
This is a messenger RNA of Ostertagia ostertagi, 531 nucleotides long. The record is from the annotation of a GenBank genome assembly. NCBI's taxonomy places the organism in Eukaryota, Metazoa, Nematoda, Chromadorea, Rhabditida, Trichostrongylidae.